Molecule: messenger RNA, 4469 nt
Organism: Notothenia coriiceps (black rockcod)
Lineage: Eukaryota; Metazoa; Chordata; Actinopteri; Perciformes; Nototheniidae
Gene: col4a2
Product: collagen, type IV, alpha 2
Exons: 25
Coding region: 1-3423 (1140 amino acids)
Biological process (GO): extracellular matrix organization
Cellular component (GO): collagen trimer
Molecular function (GO): extracellular matrix structural constituent conferring tensile strength
Source: RefSeq, a predicted model, not a curated record
AUGGGAAUCGUGUUUUUUAUCAUGGACUGGGAGUUCAGGGGUCAGUUGGUGAGGACCUCUGAGGUUUGGGGGGCGGACAGUGUUCCUGGAGAAGGUCCAAGAGGACAAUAUGGAGACAAAGGUUACUCAGGUCAGCCUGGUCCACCCGGCGCACCCGGGCUAAGUGGACAAGACGGUGAAGUCCUUGGGGGCUUCAAGGGCCAACGUGGUCUACCUGGAGACGAUGGCGCUGCAGGUCAUGAUGGAGUUCCAGGAACACCUGGCGCUCCAGGCGGCUGUAGUCCAGGAGAUGGAGGACAGGUGGAUGUAACAGGUCCUUGUGGCACUUUUCCCGGACCUGCUGGGCUACCUGGACUUCCAGGUUCCAGUGGAUUACCGGGUUUCGAAGGUCCUCCAGGCCAAAAGGGAUCAAAGGGUCCACCUGGAGAACAUGGAGGGAAAGGCGAAACAGGAGAACAAGGCAAAGGUGGCCGUACUGGACCACAUGGUUUUUCCGGCCCCCGUGGAGAGUUGGGGGUUCCCGGCCGCAAUGGUUCAGUAGGAUCCCCUGGUGUGCCUGGUGUGCCGGGCAGAUAUGGUUCGCAAGGUGAAAAAGGUGCUCACGGAGAGAUCUUUGGAGCAUCGUCAGGAUCCCCCGGGGACUCAGGUCAGCCGGGACUGCAAGGGAAUAAAGGCCAGACUGGAGAUCCAGGAGAUCAAGGCUAUCCAGGAAUGGGCGGCAUGCCUGGUAUGAUCGGCUUCAAGGGUGAGACUGGCCCUCUGGGUCUGCAGGGGGUGGAAGGAAGGCCUGGGCCUGCAGGCAAGUACGGUUACCCUGGAGACCCUGGAGGAGCGGGUCUACCUGGGCAGUCAGGCAGUACCGGACAGCCAGGUUUCACUGGAGAGAGGGGAGUUGAGGGAGACCCGGGCCCUCCAGGUCCAAUAGGAUUAAAAGGAGUCCCUGGGCUAUACGGUGCUAAUGGUGGUACCGGAGAGUACGGCCCAUCAGGUGAACCUGGAGAUUCUGGUCAAGAUGGACGCCCAGGAGUUCCAGGAAUGAAGGGAUACAAAGGAUCUCCCGGCAUGUCAGGCUUUGAGGGUAACAGGGGCAAUUUUGGGAGGAAGGGCUUCAGUGGGCCAGGCGGAGACCCAGGAACGAUGGGCCAAGUCGGCCUAAAAGGAUUGCUGGGUCAAAGUGGAACGAAAGGUGAUCGUGGUUUGAGAGGGCCCUCCGGGGAUAAGCCUCUCAUCCCCGCCCAGAUGGCUGUUGACAUGAAGGGAACGAAGGGGGACUUCGGAAAUUAUGGAAAUCAAGGUUUCACCGGGCCGAGAGGUCUUAAGGGUUUGCCCGGUGUGCCUGGUAAAGAGGGAUCUCACGGAUAUCCUGGAAAGCCCAGCAAUAACAAGGGUCACCGUGGAGAUCCAGGUGCAGAGGGGCUGCUGGGAAUAAAAGGAAUGCCGGGCCCAACUGGGAACAGAGGAAUUACUGGGUUUGGGGGAAUGCCAGGCAACAAGGGCAUUAAUGGAGGUCCUGGUGCCUAUGGUGCAUCAGGCGAAACAGGAAGGAAGGGUUUUAAAGGUGAGAAAGGCCCACGCAUAGACCUUCCAGGAACCACCGGGUUGAGAGGAGAGCAUGGUCUUCCAGGAGAUCCAGGCCAGAAAGGAUUACCUGGACAACCAGGGGACUGGGGCACGCCUGGAUUUGGUGGAAUUGAAGGGAGAAGGGGAGAGUCUGGGAAUCCAGGAAUAAUAGGGUACACAGGCUCUGAUGGGCAGAAGGGAACUCCUGGUAACCAAGGUCAAAAAGGCUUUACUGGAACUCCUGGAAAGGACGGACACCCAGGUUUUCCUGGCUUCCCAGGAAACAAAGGUUUCCCUGGCCUGAAGGGUCUUUAUGGAUUACAUGGACUUAAAGGACAAAAGGGUGUCCCCGGCACACCAGGUCUGGAUACCACUGGACCAACUGGGGAACCCGGAAGCAAAGGACAGAAGGGAGGAGACGGGGACCCCAACAGCCAGCCAGGUUUUCCCGGCACAGUGGGUUUGAAAGGCUUUCAGGGCCCUCUAGGUGACCGGGGUCAACCUGGAUCGUCGGGACUCCGAGGCCCAUUUGGACCAGACGGGACUCCUGACAGACCAGGACUCAUAGGGGACCCUGGCUCUCAUGGACCUAAAGGGUACCCAGGUUUCCCUGGAGCAAAAGGGUUUCCUGGAGUGGAUGCUCCUCCUGGGGAAAAAGGUGUACUGGGAACAAAUGGUUUUCCUGGAAUCCCUGGCAGGAAAGGACUCAAAGGAGAUAGAGGUUCCUUUGGAUACAGGGGGCCAAACGGUGUUUCUGGGAAGAAAGGGGAAAAAGGAGAGCAAGGAGUGAUGGGCAUUCCCGGAGGCUUUGGUUUGAAGGGAGAAAGAGGGCAAUCUGGCCUAAAAGGAAACUCUGGACCUACAGGUUUUCGUGGAAUACCAGGAAACCAGGGUCCCCUUCCAAUUCCAGUAAGAGUCCCAGGAGAGAGAGGCCUCUCAGGACCACAGGGUAUCAAAGGACCAGAGGGGGUCAGAGGGGAAUCAGGGCCACAGGGGCCCCCCGGCGAUACAGGUUUCAUCGGACCCAUCGGUCGGAAGGGCAUGCCGGGGAUUGGUGGUACACCAGGAACGCCUGGAUACCGUGGAGAGUCCGGACAAAUGGGUCACCCCGGUCUGGAAGGCAGUGAAGGUCACCACGGCAACCCUGGUAUCCAUGGGUUACCUGGUAUGCCGGGCCGCAGCGUCAGCGUGGGAUACCUGCUGGUGAAACACAGUCAGACAGAACAGGUGCCCAUGUGUCCUGUGGGCAUGUCCAAACUGUGGGACGGCUACAGUCUGCUGUACCUCGAGGGCCAGGAGAAGGCCCACAACCAGGACCUCGGUUUGGCUGGCUCCUGCCUCCCACGGUUCAACACCAUGCCCUUCCUGUACUGCAACCCUGGAGACCUUUGUUACUAUGCCAGCAGGAAUGAUAAGUCCUACUGGUUGUCGACCACCGCUCCUAUUCCCAUGAUGCCUGUGGUAGAGGGAGAGAUUAAACCGUACAUCAGCCGCUGCUCAGUAUGUGAAGCUCCAUCAGUUGCCAUCGCAAUCCACAGCCAGGACAUCACCAUCCCUAUGUGUCCUGCGGGCUGGCGCAGCAUGUGGAUCGGCUACUCCUUCCUCAUGCACACAGCAGCAGGAAAUGAAGGCGGAGGUCAGUCUUUGUCAUCGCCCGGCUCUUGCCUGGAGGACUUCCGCACAGCACCGUUCCUUGAGUGUAACGGGGCCAAAGGCACAUGCCACUACUUUGCUAACAAACAGAGCUUCUGGCUAACCUCCAUAGAUCAGUCGUUCCACACUGAGCCGUCAUCAGAGACGCUCAAAGCCGGUCAGCUGCUGUCACGCAUCAGCCGCUGCCAGGUCUGCAUGAAGAACUUGUGAGAGACGCAACAGCAGCAUGGACACAAAGUAUUGGUUGCAUUGACAGUGGCCUAGUGUUGUCUCUCUAUCUGUGUACUAAACCAAACAGAGGGGGAUCUCAAAUACUGAUUUAGAUCAAUGUAAAUUGGAAACAUUCUCCCCGAGCCACAGAGCUCAGAUAUGCAAUGACUGUGCGAUGCCCUGAACGCUGAGUGAAAUGUCCCGAUGUAGAUAAAACAGGAGAAGCCCCGUUAUGAAGUCAACAGCAUUAUGGGAAAACAAGUAUUUUUAUGUUAAAUGUGGAUUGGUGCUUACUGUUUAACUUAUUACCUCAGCUACGAUGACUCAUUGUUAACAAUCAGAGUAGAUCAGAACACUACAGCUGAACCAAAGACGCCCGUGUGAAUGCACUGCUUCAGUUUCUCUAGAUGUUUGUAUUGUUUAGGGUUUACAGCCCACCAUAAAGCCACUAACACUGCUUCUUUGCCAAUUGAAGAAUGUGUCUUGAACAAUUGUUGGUUGAUACUAUCGACAGUAUUAUCCUGCUUUUAUUCCAUUUCUUUUCAAAAUGUAUUUUUAUAAUACAACAGUGUCUUCAAACUGUUCUUCUGUUUUAUGUAUUUAUCAACUAUUGCAAAAUCAUCUAUAACUCUUUAUUUUUCAUACCCCAUAUGUUCACACAAUGCACUGAUUAUCUUUGUAUUUAUACCAGCUGAAUGAAUUUGAAGCCCCUCUUUAAGAGGUUAAAUAUAUAUAUAUUAUCUAAUACUACUCAUGUCACACUCAUUUUCCUUUAUAAAUCUACUAACCUGAACUUCCAACAAGACAGACUGCAAACAGCUCGGAUCAAAGGUCUGACUGCAGCAAAUCCAUGCUGCGGCCACUGAUCCUGGGUGAGAUUAAAGUAUUUUACACAAUUUAGAAAGUAGGUCAAAUGUUCUACUUCACCAAGAGUUGCAAAUAAACAGUUUGUAUAAACUGGGAAUAUACUGACAAACAACUGUAUUGGAAUAUUAGUCAUUUCAUCAUUUCAUUGGAUUGUAAAGAUUAAAGUUGGUUAUAUUUCU